CGAGAGGACGGUCCCGAGCCGACCCGGUGGGGGCGCGGGCGGGGACGCGGAACGAGACCGCGGGGAGCUGGCGGGGGCUCCCAGGUCUGCGGUCUCCGGUGUUACGGGUCGUUCGGCGUCGGACUGCUCUGUUCCACGGCGGAGGCGCACCCUCCGGGCUCAGACGGCACCUGGCCCUCCACCGUCGGGCAGGCUCGGGAUCCCAGGGCCUCUCCCCAUCCUGGGCUUCGGAUUCUCCCUUCCUCCGCCCCUAACCCCCAGGUGCGCACGCAGCACCGCGGCUGCACCCGGCGGGGUCCUCGGCGGCGCGUGCGCCCCUCUGCGGCGCGCCCCCAGCCCCAGGACGCUCCCGGAGUAUCCGACUUGCCCCUGUGGGUGAGGGGAGUCGGCAUCCCGCCCAGCCGGCUCUUCUUCCGCGGCCCACACUUGUGACUUUGACCCCGGCAGGCGCCGGUCACUGCCCUGCCCAGCUCCGGGUCUCUUCAGAGCCCCCCUUCCUCUCCUCUGACUGCGGGUUUAUGUCCCGACCCUGAACCGACUGACCCCUGACCUCUUGGCGCCAGCAUCCUCCGAGGGCCAGCCAGGGCUGUGUUCAUGUCCUUCUGUGUUGGGGACAUGGUGUGUGUUGGGGGGGAGCACAUUCUGGCCCGCAUCCCAGGGCUGCCCGACCCAGUGGGGGUGGGGAGGAGGCAAGCUUCCUCAAGGGCCUGUGGCCCGGAUCCCGCCCCAGGUUGUAACCUUCCUUAGUUUCACAAAACAUCCCGCCUUCCACUUCCUACCCUAGGGGCUCCCCAGAGUGUCUGGGAGGCACUCUCCCUGCCUGUGCCACCGGUGCCUUCCUUGGCCAAUAGAAACUACUCCCACUGGAAGUUGGUGGGACACUGAGUACCCAAGUCAUGUGCCCUGCGGAAGAUGGCAUGGGGCAGUGCCAGCUCAGUAAGCAGCAGGGCCAGCCCAGGAGGCCCGUGUGGCCCAAUGGGCCUGCUGCGGAGGAGGGUGGAGGGGAGGCUGGAGCCACAGCAGGGCUGGGGAGAGGCUGGCAGCCUGCCUCUCUGGCGCUCACCCUGUAGCCUGAGGGGGAACUGUGCAUGGUCCAAGGAGGUGGAAGGGUAGGGUCCCGGAUCUGUGCUCCCCAGCCCUACCUGCUCCUUGCCGGGGGAAGGUAAUAAGGUGGAAAGGGGGCCAGGCACAGUGCUCCGGCCAAUGGGAGCCCUGAUAGCUCCUCCACAUCUGGCUACUUCGUCAUCCAGGGCUCCAGUCCUCUCACUCGGUGGACAAACAUUUAUCACGCGGCUGCUGGCUGUAGCUGGGUGUCAGUGUUUACCCCACACUGGGGGACCUGGAGACACACAGAUCCAGAUUGGCCCAGCAGAUCCUCUGCAGUGCGAGGAGGGGCGUGCAUACCCCGAGGACCCAGACAUAAGGCCUCUGCCAGAUGUGGGGGGGCAGCAGCCCAGAAGUAUGCCCCCUACCCAGCUCUGCUACCCCUGCCUGCUGCUGCUACUACUGCUGGUCUGCCAGCCACAGGCCUCCUCUGCUCAGGUGAUGGACUUCCUGUUCGAGAAGUGGAAGCUGUACAGUGACCAGUGUCACCACAACCUGAGCCUGCUACCUGCCCCCACCGAGCUGGUCUGUAACAGAACCUUUGACAAGUAUUCCUGCUGGCCAGACACACCUCCCAACACCACAGCCAACAUCUCUUGCCCCUGGUACUUGCCUUGGUAUCACAAAGUGCAGCACCGCCUGGUGUUCAAGAAGUGCGGGCCCGAUGGACAGUGGGUACGUGGGCCCCGGGGCCAGCCAUGGCGCAACGCUUCCCAGUGCCAGAUGGAUGAUCAGGAGAUAGAGGUCCAGAAGGAGGUGGCCAAGAUGUACAGCAGCUUCCAAGUGAUGUAUACAGUGGGGUACAGCCUGUCCCUAGGGGCGCUGCUUCUUGCCCUGGCCAUCCUGCUGGGUCUCAGCAAGCUGCACUGUACUCGCAACUACAUCCACCUGAACCUGUUUGCAUCCUUCAUGCUCAAGGCGGGCUCUGUGCUGGUCAUCGACUGGCUGCUCAAGACCCGCUACAGCCAGAAGAUCGGAGAUGACCUUAGUGUCAGCGUCUGGCUGAGCGAUGGGGCGGUGGCCGGCUGCCGUGUGGCUGCAGUGAUCAUGCAGUACGGUGUAGUGGCCAACUACUGCUGGCUGCUGGUGGAGGGUGUGUACCUGCACAGCCUGCUGAGCCUUGCCACAUUCCCUGAGCGGAGCUUCUUCAUGCUCUACCUGGCUAUCGGCUGGGGUGCACCCCUGCUGUUUGUCAUCCCUUGGGUGGUAGUCAAGUGUCUGUUCGAGAACAUCCAGUGCUGGACCAGCAAUGACAACAUGGGCUUCUGGUGGAUCCUUCGUGUUCCUGUCUUCCUGGCCAUCCUGAUCAACUUCUACAUCUUUGUCCACAUCAUUCACCUCCUUGUGGCCAAGCUGCGUGCCCGCCAGAUGCAUUACGCUGACUACAAGUUCCGGCUGGCCAAGUCUACCCUGACCCUCAUCCCUCUGCUGGGUGUCCAUGAAGUGGUCUUUGCCUUCGUGACGGAUGAGCAGGCUCAGGGAACCCUGCGUUCUGCCAAGCUCUUCUUUGACCUCUUCCUGAGCUCCUUCCAGGUGACCACCCACCUUCCCUUGAGCCCCCAUGGACAGGUGCCAUCCCUGACUGCCCUUUUUCUCCAGGGCCUGCUGGUGGCGGUUCUCUAUUGCUUCCUCAACAAGGAGGUGGGUGCCAUUCUGGCAGUCCUGACUCCCUGGACCCACAGGUGCAGGCGGAGCUGUGGCAGCGCUGGCAGCACUGGCGCAUGGGCAAAGCACUGCUGGAUGAACGCGUCACAGGCAGCCACUCAGCCCCAACAGGGCUCACCCGCGGCCCCCUCUCUGAGAAGCUUCAGCUGGUGAAGGGGGUCAGCAGCAGUGGGGCCAGCCAGGACCCCUCUGCAGAGACCCCCUUGGCCAGUGGCCUCCUUUGAUUGGCUGAGAGCCCCUCCUGAGGCUCCGCUGGAGCUCUGGCCAAGGCUGGACUCAGGGACCAAAGAACUAUUCCAAGACAGUCCUGAGCUAGAUGCCUGCCCAAGGCUGGGGCAGCUGACAGUGGCCCCCCGUUGCUAUCCCCUCUUCCCUGCACUGUUCCUAUCCCCUGGGCUAAGGCGAGAUGACUCAGGUAUGGCACGGGAGCUGAGCCAUGCACUGCAGGCACAAUUUCCCAUGUGUGUUGGUGUCCUAUAUGCACAGAAGUAUAUGUCCUCCAAUAAACAGCUCAGGUAGUGGUC
This is a messenger RNA of Chinchilla lanigera (long-tailed chinchilla), 3293 nucleotides long. It is a transcript of the gene Gcgr, whose product is annotated as glucagon receptor. Gene Ontology annotation, biological process: adenylate cyclase-activating G protein-coupled receptor signaling pathway; cell surface receptor signaling pathway. Lineage: Eukaryota; Metazoa; Chordata; Mammalia; Rodentia; Chinchillidae. The transcript has 13 exons. Gene Ontology annotation, cellular component: plasma membrane. The coding region runs from base 1204 to 2922 and encodes 572 amino acids. The record is from RefSeq and is a predicted model, not a curated record. Gene Ontology annotation, molecular function: glucagon receptor activity; peptide hormone binding.